AUGCAAGGCAAUGAUCGCUUUUCUAUCGACUCUCUUAUUGACAACAGGCGUAGAGGAAGUGUAACCAGCGUUGAUGGCGGUGAUGCACAAGAACUUUCAGGAGCAGAGGAUGAGUUGCUGCAAGAAUCAAGACACGCAGUCACAUCAUUUACUGUCAAAGACAUUUUGGAUCCACACAAGUUUAACAACCCAAAGAGACGAACAAGUGAAAGCGACUCAGAAACUGAAAGCCUUAGCAGAGAGGAAUCAAGAAAUAAUUCUCCGUGGCACCCAUGGAUGGCUUCAACGCGAUUUAACCGAGCACAAAAGACGAUUGGUAAGAAUACUCAUCAAUUCUAAACGUAUGUCCCAUCACUCCGGCUGUUUAAUUAAUGUUAAAAUUCAAUCUACUGGGCAUGGUAUCAAUAUUUCCCUACUUUUAUUGGAACAGUUUUACUUUAAUUCUAUCAUACUAUGCAACACGCUAAAAAUCAAUUAAAGAUAAAGCGUAAAUUUUUUCUUUACAUUAAUUUAUUAGUUACUCGCUCUGAGAUUGCAUUAGGCACAGCCGUUUAACUUAAAAACUAUUUAAAGCAACGCGUAAAUCACUGUAAAAUGUCUUAAGAAAAAUCAUUGAAGUACUGCGAUUCCACAGUUUAACCAACUAAUUUGCCGUUGAUAAAUGUAAUUUCGCCAGGCGGCGUAGCGGUGUCUCUUAAAUCAUGAAUUAACCUGUUUAUUGAAUUAUGUCUGUUAAUCUAAAAUACGGAAUAAGUUCUGAUUUUAGGAGCUCUUUUAAAUAUUUAUCUUCUUAUUAUGUUCGCACAGAAACUGAAAAAUGCCUGGAAAAAGAGAUAAGUGCUCAGGAAUCGUCAAAUAUUCAAGAGAAUGAAGAAACUAAAUCUACUUCACUGAGCUCUAAAUCAAAGCGAAAGCGUGGCGGCUCUGAACGUUCAAAGGAGGGAAAACCCAGACGAGCAAGAACUGCGUUCACGUAUGAACAACUGGUCGCGUUAGAAAACAAGUUUAAGAGUACUAGAUACCUAUCAGUUUGCGAGAGACUUAACUUGGCCCUAUCGCUGAGUCUAACAGAAACACAGGUGAAAAUUUGGUUUCAAAAUCGACGCACUAAAUGGAAGAAACAAAAUCCUGGCGUCGAUGUGACCGCUCCACCGCGGCCGACUACUCUGCCGCACGCAGCUUCUCUGGCAGGUUACAGUGCAGGGAUUUUGUGCACAUCGCAGUGUCCUACUCAAAUGCAUCACUUUUCACACUACCCAAGCCCAGCAACAGGACAUGCCCUACCCUGUAUAAUCCGACCACAUCCAACCUAUGGACACAUCUAAAUGGAGUUUAAUUAAGGACAUAUAGCUAUUCCUUCUUUGGUCGCCGAGAUAGAUGCAAGCUUCUUGCAGAGGAUAAGCCCUCACAGGAAUCAAAAUGUAACUAUUUAUGAUGUGCUAUAAUAUUUUAAUUGAAGGUUAUCGGCCACACAACUGUGGCUUAUUGUACUAUGCUUCCGUCCCGGACUUCUUCUCCAAUUAGCCCCUACGGCUGUCGAGGUAAAAAAAAUUAGUAUCCUGAUAGGAAAUGUAACGAUUUAUCAAUCGAACAAUGAAGCUCGGAAACUGCCAAAUUGCUGGCCAUUUCCUCGAAUAUUUUGUCGCCAUAAAAUAGAUAUUUCCCUAGAUUGGAACUAAGUUCGCGCAAGUUUUUUUUGCGUAGGUUUGGUCAGUCAAUUAAAAUAGAUCUUUUACUUUUAAAACGCUGCUUCAGUUUUGUUUAGUAGGCAGGAAUACGGCUUGCUUUUCACAAUGGGCGCACGGCGUAAACGAGAAAGUUAUGGAAAUAAUAAUAUGUUUAAGAUUUAUAACUGUAAAUACUGUAUAAAACCUAAUGUAUAAUAAUGUCUGUCG
This is a messenger RNA of Porites lobata, 1895 nucleotides long. The record is from the annotation of a GenBank genome assembly. NCBI's taxonomy places the organism in Eukaryota, Metazoa, Cnidaria, Anthozoa, Scleractinia, Poritidae.